AAAUAAAACCAACUUGGUUGUAGAGACUAGAAAGCCAGAAGUAGCAUUCUACUAAUGAAUUGCUUACAUUUUCAACAUGCAGCCAAAACUACACUCAGCCAAAAAAUACUAAAAAGCCAUUUUAAAAUCUUAUUAUAUGAGCUGCAUAAGGAAUAGCAAGGGGAAUAUAAUGUUCAACUCUUAGUUUUUCUCAUACAAACUCCCGUGUUAAUGAAAAUGACUUGUUUUCUAGUUGUCAUACCACACCCUAUCCAUCAUCAUGACAAUUAUGAAUAUAUAUGAUUAUAAGAAGAUUGAAUUACUGUCAUGUUACUCUUGCUAUCUCCGCCUAUUCUUCCUAUAAUAUGUAAUCUACUUUGUUGAUAACCCUCUGUUCUCUCCAUUUUUUUUUGUCAUUCUAAAGAGAAACUGUGUAAGACUAAUGGGUUUGUUCAAAAGUAAGGGUGUGGUUUAUAGGCCUGUGAAGGAUGUGAAUUUAGGACCUGAUAGCAGUGAAUUCUAUCUCCAAGCCAAUGUCAAAGCUCCCCGCAUGGCUGGAAUCUUGGUCAAGAUUUUCACUUGGUUCUUGGAAUCUUCAAUAUUUGGAUCCAAGCUAUUGUAUAUAUUGAAGGGAAACAAUCUAAUUCAUAAGCUUAUUACAAAUGCAAAGUUAGAAGAGUCACCCCUCUAUGUUCCCUCACAUCAUUUCGAAGAUCACAGAGAACAAGAAGUCAAAUUCUUAGAUUCUGCUUUAACUCCACCAGAGCAAGUUCAACAUGCAAUAGAGUGCUUACCUGCAUCUUCAGAAAAAGCUCUAAAUGGAACGAAGCCUUCAUUCUGUCGCUGGACCAUAAUGGACUAUUCAAGAGCCUACAACUCGGGAGAUAUAACACCACUCAUGGUUGCAGAAAGAUUUAUAGCUGCUGUUGCUGAAUCUUCAAAACCUCCACUCCAAAUGGGAUUCUUUAUUAACUACAAUGCUGAUGAUAUACUAAAACAAGCAAAAGAAUCAACUCUUCGAUAUCAGAAAGGGGAGCCUACAUCUGUGCUAGAUGGAAUUCCUGUUGCUGUCAAGGAUGAAAUAGAUUGUUUGCCAUAUCCAACUACAGGAGGUACAAAGUGGCUGCACAAAGAAUGGCCUUGUAUAGAUGAUGCUUAUUGUGUCAAGCGUCUAAGAUUAUGUGGUGCCAUACUUGUUGGGAAGACUAAUAUGCAUGAACUUGGAGCUGGAACUAGUGGUAUCAAUCCACAUUAUGGGGCUGCUAGAAACCCAUAUGAUACCAAUAGAAUUGCAGGAGGUUCUUCUAGUGGAUCUGCUGCUGUGGUGUCUGCAGGGUUGUGUCCUGUUGCACUUGGCGUUGAUGGGGGAGGUUCUGUGAGGAUGCCUGCAGCUCUUUGUGGUGUUGUUGGUCUAAAACCAACUUUUGAUCGUGUACCUCAUUCGGGAGUCCUUCCUCUGAACUGGACAGUUGGGAUGGUUGGAAUACUAGCAGGCAAUGUUGAGGAUGCAUUGAUCGCUUAUGCAGCUAUCAGUGGUGAAGUUCCAUCCCAUCAGCCCCCUAGUAUGCUUACCAAGAUAAAUCUUCCACUGCUGCCCUUCACAAAGUCCAUAUCAGACAUCAAGUUGGCAAAAUAUGGGAAGUGGUUUGAUGAUUGCAGUGAUGAUGUCAGAAUAUGCUGCUCCAAUGCUUUAAGCGAGCUUCAGAAUCAUUAUGGUUGGAAGGUGGUAGAUGUCACUAUACCAGAAAUAGAAGCAAUGCGCUUGGCACAUUACUUAACAAUUGGAUCAGAGUGUUCCACUUCGCUUGAUUCUUUUGGAGAGAAACAUUUUGCAGAAUUAGGAUGGGAUGCAAGGGUAGCACUUAGCAUCUAUGGCGCUUUCAACAGCAAGGAGUAUAUUAAAGCUCAGAAAAUGAGGAAUCGCCAGUUGCAGUUUCACAAGAAAAUAUUAGCUGAGGCAGAUGUCAUUGUGUCACCAACAACAGGUGUGACUGCAUACCCAAUUCAAGAUGAUGCACUCAAGACUGGUGAACUUGACUAUGUCAAUGGAGCUGCACUUGUUCGGUAUUCCAUAUCAGGAAACUUCCUGGGACUUCCUGCAGUAACUGUUGCGGUUGGUUACGAUAAAUUGGGUUUACCUAUUGGUCUUCAGUUUAUAGGAAGGCCUUGGGCUGAAGCAACACUGAUCCACUUGGCAUUUGCAAUGCAGGCCAUAUGCUUGUCAGAAUACAGAAAGCCAGAUAUUUUUUAUGAUCUGCUAAGAAAAGAUUAAAUGGAGUCGGGCAUAUCAGAAGGAACAUACUCAAGCAAUUGCAUGCAUGCAUGUCUUUUCAAGCAAAAGCAGAACCAUUUUGUUGUCAUUGUUUGAUCUGUUGGGAGUCUUUUUCUUCAUUUAUUUUUGUCACAUUCUGUUAUUAUUUUGUCAACAUUAACAUCUCACUCCAUGGCAUGUUUCGCUUUUUUAAGCCAUAUAAUUCAAAUCGUUGUC
Abrus precatorius (Indian licorice) is the source of this 2467-nucleotide messenger RNA. Its product is annotated as fatty acid amide hydrolase-like. Gene Ontology annotation, molecular function: catalytic activity. The transcript is spliced from 20 exons. Lineage: Eukaryota; Viridiplantae; Streptophyta; Magnoliopsida; Fabales; Fabaceae. The record is from RefSeq and is a predicted model, not a curated record. Bases 422 to 2251 code for a protein of 609 amino acids.